AUGGCUGAACAUGGUGGUUUUGGCGAAAGCGUUCGCGAUUUCUUCAUCAUGACAUACUGCUGUCUCAGCUACUUCUUCAACUUCCUCGAUCGCGCGGCAUUUGCGAACGCCUAUGUCGCCGGCCUUCGCGAAUCUCUCAACAUGACUGGCCAUGAUUACAACAAUGUUCUCUCUGUUACCACCGCAGGAAUGGCUAUUGGCCAGCUUCCCCAUGGAAUCAUCAUUCAGAAGAUCGCGCCUCGAAUCUGGUUCCCGUCGAUGGUCGUCAUCUGGGCUGGUCUGACAAUGGCUAGUGCAGCAGCAAAGACCGUUACUCAACUUUGCGUCAUUAGGUUCUUCCUUGGUCUGGCUGAAGCAAGUACUUAUGCUGGAACAAUCUACAUUAUCGGCGCAUGGUAUAAGCCGGAGGAAAUUUCCAAGCGCACUGCCCUUUUCACUGCAUCAGGCCAAGUUGGUACCAUGUUCGCUGGUGUCAUGAUGACAGCUAUUCAUAAGAGUAUGAGGGGAAUGUCAGGUCUUCAGGGCUGGCAGUGGGUGUUCUUGAUCGACGGCAUCAUCACCCUUCCUAUUGCCCUAUUCGGCUUCCUCUACUUCCCUGAUAUUCCAGAAAUCACCAAGGCGAAGUAUUUGUCCGAAGAGGAGAGGAAGAUGGCAGUUUCCAGACUGCCUCCUAUCAAGUCAGAUGGACACAAUAUCAUGCCCAUGUCUCUGAUCAAGCGAGUCUUCUUGACCCCAAUGUUUUGGAUUCUCUUCUUCUGGUCGCCUGUCUGCGCCAGCACAGAAGGCUUCCCCUUCCAAAACACCUUCCUGCUCUGGCUCAAGUACUACAACGACAAAUUCUCACAAACCCAGAUCAAUACAUACCCCCUUGGCGUUCAAGCUGUUGGUAUCGCCGCCAAUAUGCUUGCAGCAUGGCACAUGGACGCCACCGGCCAGCGUGUCCCAAUGGCAAUUCUCGCCGUUCUUCUGCAGAUCGUUGUAGGAGCCAUGCUUCUCGUGAGGAACCUAUCUGAUGCCGGUGUCAUGUUUGCCUUUUAUCUUGCUGGAUCGGCUUAUAUGGUCAACCCACUCAUCUUUGGCUGGGCAAACAUCAUCCUGCAGCGAACAGGUGAUGAUGCCAUGCGCAGUGUGACGCUGUACUCCAUGAACAUUGGUUCUAUGGUUCUUUGGACAUUCUGGGGUAUCAUAUUCUACAGUGCUGCUGAUGCACCUUAUUGGAAGAAGGGUGCUAUCUCACUUCUUGUUUGCUGCGCCGUCAUGUUCUGUUACAUCUGGCUGGUUAACUAUCUCGACAAACUCACCAUGAAGAAGUAUGGCGACCGACCUGUGGAGAAUCUCGAGGAGCCUGUCGAAGUGAGCGAGCUUGACAAAGGUGAUGCUACCAAGGUAUCGGAGAAGAAGGUGACAUCGUGA
Fusarium redolens is the source of this 1413-nucleotide messenger RNA. RefSeq names its product major facilitator superfamily domain-containing protein. The record is from RefSeq and is a predicted model, not a curated record. Gene Ontology annotation, molecular function: pantothenate transmembrane transporter activity. Gene Ontology annotation, cellular component: plasma membrane. Lineage: Eukaryota; Fungi; Ascomycota; Sordariomycetes; Hypocreales; Nectriaceae. The transcript is spliced from 10 exons. Gene Ontology annotation, biological process: pantothenate import across plasma membrane. Bases 1 to 1413 code for a protein of 470 amino acids.